Verruconis gallopava is the source of this 1187-nucleotide messenger RNA. RefSeq lists its product as uncharacterized. Gene Ontology annotation, molecular function: oxidoreductase activity. The record is from RefSeq and is a predicted model, not a curated record. NCBI's taxonomy places the organism in Eukaryota, Fungi, Ascomycota, Dothideomycetes, Venturiales, Sympoventuriaceae. The transcript has a single exon. The coding region runs from base 21 to 1187 and encodes 388 amino acids.
GAGUGUUUACAUUUGGAAGCAUGUAUAUGGGCAUGAGCCCGUUCGACGCACCAGGGACGUACAGUCUCCUGCAGUACACGGAGUUAGCCGAAGGGAUAUGGUAUCCGCGUGGCGGCUUUGACAAAGUCAUAGAUGGCCUUGUUGCUAUUGGGAAUCGCUGGGGCGUAGAAUAUUGCCUCUCAAUGCCCGUCGCUCAAGUGACGCUUUCGCCGGACGGACGUAGGGCCACAGGUGUUGAGCUUGAAGAUGGCUCUACGCUGCGUGCAGACUUGGUGGUGUGCAAUGCAGACUUGGUAUAUGCCUACAGUAAUAUGCUACCGCAAACUGCGUACGCAAGCUCCCUAAGUACACGCAAGACUUCGUGUUCCUCGAUCUCAUUCUACUGGGCAAUAAGCCAAGUCGUACCAGAACUGAAAACACAAAACAUCUUCCUCUCAAACGACUACCGGAAUAGCUUUGACUCUAUCUUCAGGGAUCAUUUGAUCCCUGAAGAACCGUCAUUCUAUGUGAAUGUUCCAAGUCGAGUAGAUCUCUCGGCAGCGCCUGAUGGCUGUGACAGCAUGGUCGUGCUUGUACCUGUCGGGCACCUGCUCCCGACCGGCUCGUCUAAAGACAAUGGGACGCCAAGCAAAUCGGGACACAAGCAGGACUGGCUAAAGCUGACAAAGGUUGCACGAGAGAAGGUUCUCUCAACGAUCAAGACUCGGACGGGUGUCGACCUAGGGUCUUUAAUUCUCCACGAGCAGAUCAAUGAUCCAUCAACUUGGAAACAGGCCUUCAAUUUGGAUCGUGGGGGAAUCCUUGGCCUGAGCCACAGCUUCUUUAACGUGCUGAGCUUCCGACCGAAGACCAGACAUGCCAGCAUCAGCAAUUUGUACUUUGUAGGAGCAAGCACACAUCCUGGAACGGGCGUGCCCAUCUGUCUGGCUGGCGCCAAGAUCGUCGCUACUCAAAUAAUGAACGACAUGAAUCAGAAGAUCCCGUGGGCAGAUGAGUGCUCGAAUCCGGCGUCCGCUGGAAAAGAACAAAACGAGCUUGAUCAUAUGCGUUCACCACCCCUGACGGCUUGUUCUCUGGCAUUGUCCGCGAUUCUGCUGGCGUUGACUGUUGCGAUUUACUACGUAUGGGCCGACGCUGUCUUGCUUGGUUCUAUGAUAGACUGGACGUCCACGGUAGUUAAUUCAUGA